AUGUCGAAUGAGUGCAUAGUUUGUCCAGAUGAAAUUAGAUGGUUUUGGUUCUAUCGGAAGGACAAGCUUUAUGAUACAUGCAUUCAAGCAACUGUAAAUAUUGAAAAUGAUUUAAAGGUGGCAAAAGUGAUAAAGGAAAUAUCACUGGACAAACAAAACUGGUCGGAUAGCUCAAUUUUUACAGAUGAAGGAGCCCGACUUGAAAUUAUCGAUAGUAAUAAUGAUCAUAAUCAUAGAAAUAUUAUUUCAAGUUCAAGUUGUAAUGUAAAAAUGCAUUUAAUCAAACUCGAAGAUAUCACUGGAAUUAGACAAAUUACUUCACGUAUUAAUAAUUUGUCUUAUGGUCUUGACUUGAACUUUGUUGAUCCUGCAGCAGUUACUCAAAAGGUAAUUUCUGGUGUAUAUCAAGGUGUCACCACUGUUGAACUUGAUUUAUUGGCUGCAGAAACUGCUGCUUAUAUGACAACUAAGCAUCCUGAUUAUGCUGUUUUGGCUGCUCGUAUUUCAGUAUCUAACCUACAUAAAGAAACCAAAAAACAAUUCUCUUCUGUCAUUGAAGAUUUAUAUAAAUAUGUUAAUCCAAAAACAGGGAAAAAUUCACCAAUGAUUUCAAAAGAAACUUAUAAUAUUGUAAUGAAAAAUUCUGCAAUACUUAAUUCUGCAAUUAUAUAUAACAGAGAUUACAAUUACAAUUAUUUUGGUUUUAAAACACUUGAAAGAUCUUAUUUGAUGAAGAUUGGUGGAAAAAUUGUUGAACGUCCACAACACAUGUUAAUGAGAGUUUCUAUUGGUAUUCAUGGUGAGGAUACUGAUGCUGCAAUAGAAACUUACAAUCUAAUGUCAGAAAAAUAUUUUACUCAUGCAUCACCUACUCUAUUCAAUGCUGGAACUCCUCAUCCACAACUUUCCAGUUGUUUUCUACUCACCAUGAAUGAUGAUUCCAUUGAAGGAAUUUAUGAUACUCUGAAAAGAUGUGCAGUGAUUUCUAAAUCUGCUGGUGGUAUUGGUAUAAGUGUACAUGGUAUUCGUUCUACUGGUUCAUAUAUUGCUGGAACAAAUGGCCAAUCAAAUGGAAUUGUUCCCAUGCUUCGUGUAUUUAAUAAUACUGCAAGAUAUGUAGAUCAAGGUGGUAAUAAAAGACCUGGUGCCUUUGCCAUCUAUUUAGAACCUUGGCAUCCUGAUAUCUUUGAAUUCUUGGAUUUAAAAAAGAAUACUGGAAAAGAAGAAGUUCGUGCUCGUGAUUUGUUCUAUGCACUUUGGAUUCCUGAUCUUUUCAUGAAAAGAGUUGAGGCUGAUGCUAAUUGGAGUUUAUUUGAUCCAGCAGAAGCACCUGGAUUAAUGGAUAAAUUAUAUGAAUCAUAUGAACAAAAAGGUCUUGCACGCAAAGCUGUAAAAGCCCAAAAACUAUGGCUUGCAAUUUUGGAUUCACAAAUCGAAACUGGUACACCAUACAUGCUUUAUAAAGAUUCAUGUAAUGGUAAAUCUAAUCAACAAAAUCUUGGAACAAUCAAAUCCAGUAAUUUGUGCACAGAGAUUAUUGAAUAUUCUAGUCCUGAUGAAGUUGCUGUAUGUAAUUUGGCUAGUAUUGCGUUACCAAUGUUUGUAGAAAAUAAGGAUGAAUACAAUUUUAAACAAUUACAUGAGGUGACAAAAGUUAUAACACGUAACCUAAAUAAAAUUAUUGAUAUAAAUUUUUAUCCAGUUGAAGAAGCAAAGAGAUCAAACCUUCGUCAUAGGCCUAUUGGUAUAGGCGUUCAAGGACUUGCUGAUGCAUUUCUUUCGAUGAGACUUCCUUUUGAUUCAACAGAAGCCAGAGAUUUGAACAAAAAAAUUUUUGAAACAAUUUAUCAUGGAGCUUUAGAAGCAUCAUGUGAGCUGGCAAAGGAGAAUGGUACAUAUGAAACUUAUAAAGGAUCACCAGUAUCUAAAGGAAUUCUCCAAUAUGAGAUGUGGGAUAAAGUGACCCCUUCAGAUUUAUGGGAUUGGAAUUCUUUGAAACAACAAAUAGCAGAACAUGGAGUUCGUAAUUCAUUAUUAUUAGCUCCAAUGCCUACUGCCUCUACUUCACAAAUCCUUGGAUUUAACGAAUGUUUUGAACCAUACACUAGCAAUAUUUAUACUAGACGUGUAUUAGCAGGUGAAUUCCAGAUAGUGAAUCCUUGGCUAUUAAAGGAUUUGAUAGAUUUGAACUUGUGGAAUGACAAUAUGAAAAACAGAAUUAUUGCGGAUAAUGGAAGCAUACAGAAAAUCCAGGGAAUUCCUGACGAGUUAAAAGCAUUAUUUAAAACGACAUGGGAAUUAUCACAAAGAGUUAUCAUUGAUAUGGCAGCUGAUCGUGGUGCUUUCAUUGAUCAGUCUCAAAGUUUAAAUAUUCAUAUUGCCGAACCAACUAUUGCUAAACUAACAAGCAUGCACUUUUAUGGAUGGAAGAAAGGAUUAAAAACUGGAAUGUAUUACCUUAGAACAAAGCCAGCUGCUGAUGCAAUUAAGUUCACUGUUGAUCAAACAGCAUUAAAAGAAUCAAAAGCAGCUGAUGAAGAAUAUAAAAACAGUGAUGACAAAUUACUAGCUUCAAAUCUAAUUUCUUGUUCACUCAAUAAUCAAGAAAAUUGUUUGGUUUGUGGCAAAAGUGAUAAAGGAAAUAUCACUGGACAAACAAGUUUAAACUUAUCACACAAUGAAGGAGCCCGACUUGAAAUUAUCGAUAGUAAUAAUGAUCAUAAUCAUAGAAAUAUUAUUUCAAGUUCAAGUUGUAAUGUAAAAAUGCAUUUAAUCAAACUCGAAGAUAUCACUGGAAUUAGACAACAUGAUGAUAGUGAAUUUAAUAAUGAGAAUUUGGCUAGUUUAUUAACCUUCAAAUUUUAUCAUUGA
Molecule: messenger RNA, 2871 nt
Organism: Entrophospora sp. SA101
Lineage: Eukaryota; Fungi; Glomeromycota; Glomeromycetes; Entrophosporales; Entrophosporaceae
Source: the annotation of a GenBank genome assembly